GUGGAUGCAACUGCUCCAGCUCACAGAGACACUCGGGGUCGUGCGGUGUAUGGGACGCGAGUGCUCUCCCUCUCGCCAGCCAUUACAGAAGUUUUGGCGUUAGCUGCUAGCACCCCGCUAGCUGAGUAGCCUAGGGAAGUGCAGUAAGCAGCUAGUAUCGAGCAGCUCCCAGCAAAACCCACGAAUUGUUACAAUACUAAGAACAGACCCUCAAUAACUGUUGAAGGCCAGCACUGUAUGGGCAAAAGAUCACUAAAUCAUCUGCAUACAUCAAGUGGUUGAUUAUAGUCCCACUGACUACACAUCCUGUUCCACAAUCACUUAGGCGUUUUGACAAAUCGUCCAUGUAAACAUUGAAAAGAAAAUAGACAAGGAAGCCUUCUGUCUAACUUCAUUACAGACCUUAAAAGGGACGGACACACAAUUAUCCCAUUUAUCAUACAUAGACUGUUGAGUAUACGAAAUGGACAGAAUCCUAAUUAAGGACUUGGGAACACCACUGUAUUGUAACUUACAAAAUAACUUCUCGUGAUUUACAUGAUCAAAGGCUUUUGAAGCAUCAAUAAAACCCAUAAAAACAAUAGAAUUGUGCCUCUUAUACAAAUCCAAAAUCUCUUUCUGAGCAAAAAUACACAUAUCUGUACUAUGUUUUAAUUAAAAACCAAACUGAUUAUCAGUGGUCAAGAUAAAAUUUUCCAUUCUAUUUAAGAUAGUUCUUUCCAGAACCUUUGAUAGAAUACUAGCUAGAGCUAUAGGCCGAUAGUUAUCUUUACUACUUAUUUUGCCAGCUUUAUCUUUUAAAAUGGGCACUAAUAAUACAGAUAAAAUGGAGUCAGGUAAAAGGCCAUGAAUUAAAAACCCUGUAAAUGUCACGCCCGGCUCGUUACCUCGUGUGAAUUCCUGAUUGUACUCACCUGUUGCUUGUUGAAUUCAGCCUGUCUUGUGUAUUUAGUCCUCGUCCCAGUCAGUAUGCCCAAGAUCUGUCAUUGUAGUGUUGGUAAUUGUUCGUGGAUGUCUGCCCUUGUGCGCCAAAUAAACCCCGCUUACCCAUAUCACCGGCUCUGCUCGCCUGCUUCCCCGCUCGCCUGUCUACACGCAGCGCAACAGAAUGACAGAUCUCGCUCAAGAAAUACCGCGGCAGACAGAGGACCAGUGCCUUAGUCUGCUGCAAGAGGUGUUAUACUGGCUUCACCAGCCGGAGGUUCAGAAGGACCCCGGAACACUGGACCUAGCCUCCAGGAGAUGGCACCGCUCACGGACGCGCACGUCCUUGCGGAAGUGCGCGAAAACCUCCGGCAGCUGGUCGAGAGGGUAACCGAGAGGCGUCUCCAACCACUCGCUUACUCCAAGGCCACCCCGCCUCAACCGACCUGCCUAAGCCGGAAGAAAAAGAAAAAGACAAGAGAGCAAAGACAGGAGGAGGAACCGGCGAUCUUCCUGAGGGCAUGCUCUCUCUCCACCGCCGCUCUCUCCGCCGGAUUUCGGGAAGACGAGCUCCCGAUCCGGAUACCAGCGGGGCUCGCCCAGGACGUCACCGCCGCAUCGCUCCCCCCAGCGCCACCUGUCUUGCCCGUCCCACCUGACUCGCCGGUGCCCCCUGCUGGUCACGAGUUGGCGGUGUCUGCUGUCGCCACGCCCGAGGCACUGCGCCCGAGGUCCCCGCGCUGCCUGCUGCUUCGCCUGAGGCAUCUGUUACGGCCCCGCCUCCGCCUGCAGCUCCGCCCGAGGUCCCGGCACCGCCUCUGCCCGCGGCACCACCCGCUGCUGCUGCCGCUCUGCCCCGUGGCACUGCCCGCUGCAGCCGACGUCACGCCCGCGGCUCCGCCCACUGCAGCCGACGAAGAGUCAGCCCUGGACCAGCCUUUCCCUGCACUCUCUGUCCCCGAGGAGGAGCUCAAGUGGGACCCCUCGGGGAUCUACCUGCUGGACCCCAAGGACUCUGGGGAGGUGGGGGACAUUGAGUUCAAAUGGUCCAUGUUCCGCGCCUACAUUGUGGUGGUGGCUGACUGGAGCUCUGGCCAGGCAGCUGACAGUUACCGGCAAGCUAAGUGGAAUGCGGCUUUGGCGGUCGCCGAGGCAAAAACUUGGGCGUGGGAGGAGUUUGGCGAGGCCAUUGAAAACGACUUCUGGAUGGCUUAG
Paramormyrops kingsleyae is the source of this 2139-nucleotide messenger RNA. RefSeq lists its product as uncharacterized. NCBI's taxonomy places the organism in Eukaryota, Metazoa, Chordata, Actinopteri, Osteoglossiformes, Mormyridae. The record is from RefSeq and is a predicted model, not a curated record.